Messenger RNA from Megalopta genalis, 12302 nucleotides. The record is from RefSeq and is a predicted model, not a curated record. Lineage: Eukaryota; Metazoa; Arthropoda; Insecta; Hymenoptera; Halictidae.
UUCGAUACAUCUGUUAGGUAAUAGAAUUUUUUUUAUCGAACAAACUCGUCCUAACAGCAGUGUUUCUUUUGCCUUCAAAGAAGCAUAUAAAUGAAAAUCGAGGAAUAUGGAAAAGGACCUGAAAACUGCAGGAUGUGAUCUAGCUGAGCUAAGGAGAAGCCUUGGUACUGAGAAAACAGAUCAUGCUUCGAAAACAGAAGGUCCAUCCAAGGAUCCGCCGAAAGAAUUUUCCUCCAUGUUUGAAUUUAAAUUUCAUAAACGUCAUACGGCUCAGUUUGAGAAAUUGUCGAAAGAAAAGGCUGAAUUAGAAGCACAAUUAGAUGACAAGAAGAGAGACCUCCAAGAAAAACAGAAAAUGAUAUUCAAACUUCAGGGAAAAGUGAGUCAGUUGGCUCAGUUGGAAGCUAAACUAGAAGAGAAAACAAAAAGAUUAGAAGCUUUUAGUAAAGAAAGAGAUAUAUUAGAGAGGGAAUUGGUUACAACGAAAUCAGAAGUGUCUGGAAUAAAAAGAACAUUAGAAUUAGAACGGCAGGAGAGGAGAGAUUUAGAGACAAGAGCUCUUGCUUUGAUAAAAGAUGCAAAACGUAAAUGGGAAAAUGCGGAGAAAGAUAAAGUUGCACAGCUCAACAAUCACAUAGAGGCUCAAACUGUGAGGAUUACCGAAUUAUGUACAAGCAACAAUGAAAUGAGUUCGAGAUUACAAAGGACCGAAUGUGAGCUGGAAACUACAAAUGCAGAAUUGCAUAAGCUUAGGGUAUUUCAGAUGCAAUAUAAAGAAUCUUUAGCUAAAACUAGGGAACUUAGCAGACAAAGUGUACAAGGAGUUGAAACCAAACUCGAGGAGAUAGCUAACCGAGCACAUAGUCAGUUGGCUGAAUUGAGAGCAAAGUUAGACUUAGAAAUAGCGAAGAAUACAGAUUUAGAAACAAAACUGAGAAACGAACAGGAUUCCAAUCAUUGUCGUCAAUCGAGAUUAAACGUUGCUUUGGAGCUGGCGCAAAAUGAGCUCAAAGACUGUCAGGAACAGUUGCGUAGCAUUCAAGCCACGAUACCUGUCCGAGAUGCUGAAAUAGAAACACUAAAGAAACAAUUGCAAGAGAGAGCGAAACAAUUGGACAACGCUAUGACGUCGGAACAAACGGUAACCACCAUAAAAGAACAAAUGGAGAGAUCAAAACUUGAGAACGAACAGUUGAAACAGCAAUUACAGGUAAUGAAGUCCGACCUAUGCGAGACUAUGAUGAAUUUAGAGCAAAGUGAAGCUCUCGCAAUGAAUCUGGAACAAGCUACACAAGACAAGGUUGCAUUACAAAAACGGUUGCAGAAUUCGUUGGAGAAAGAAGAGGAACACUUGCGAAAAGUUGAAAAUUUAGAAGAAUUAUUGAAACGUUUGGAACAGAGUGUAACCAAGUUGGAAGCAGAGAAUGCCAGACUAAAAACGAAAACAGAGCAAACCUGUGCCGGCGUUGUUAGCAAAACGGACAUAAUAAAAGUCGAUACUCAUAUAGAAGAGCAAAUACAAAAAUUAGAACAAGAAAUCCAUACAUUGAAGGGUGCCUUAAAUGCUGAACGACAGACGACGAAACAAGCACAGAUCAGUUUAUGGAAGAAAGAGAAAGAAUUAUCGGAUGCUAAUUUGGAUAAAAGAAUAGCUGUGAGGGAGAGUAAAAGGGCGGACGAGAAAAUAAAGUUACUGCAGGAGGAAAAGCAAAAGUUAUCAGAGAAGUUGGAUCACAAGAUCCAGGAGGACGAGGAAAGAUCCAGGAAGCUUCUCAGAGAAUUGGAUAGCGCGAAAGUAUCGCUGAACGAUAUAACAAAAGAAUCUUCUCGAAAUAAAAUGCAGGCCGAAUCCGCUCAAAGAGCCUUAACUCAGGCUAACCAACAAAUAGAAGAGCUUCAAAUGUCGAGCGCUUCGUUGCGUCGAGAAUUAGAUGCGGCUCGCAAGCAAUGCCGUGUUAGUCAAGAUAGAGUGGACAGUCUGAAUUCAGAGAACACACAUCUCUCGCAGAAGAUUGCCAAGCACGUUGAAGAAAAGAGUGAAUUGGAGUCGAAAAUACACAAGUUGGAGCAAGAGAUCAAAGGCUACGAGUUGAACACACAGCUUCUCAAGGAAACAUGCACUGUACUGGAGGAGCAGUUAAUGGAUUAUGAGAGAUUGACAAGCGAUCACGAAACACGGGAGAACAUACUGAUCCAAGACAAGAUGAAAUUACAGAAAGACUUAGAGACAACAGAGGCUAAGCUCCGGGAGGCAUUUGCCGCUCAGAACGAAGAGAGAUCCUUAAGGUUAUCCGUGGAGCGCAAUUUUGAGAGGUUGGAGUCCGAAACCAAUGAUAUAGAGAGCGAGAGAAACAGCUUGAUUGUUCAAAGAGAUCAAUAUAAGAAACUCGUGCAAGAAUUAAACAGCCAAGUUGAACAAUUUACGACUAAAUGCGACGAUUUGGAGUGCGAUCUGUCAGAAAUGAAACGUACAUUAGAGGUAGCAAAGGCAGAGUCAAGGGUAGUCAAAGAAGAAAGUAGCCAGCACUUGACGCGGUUUCAUGAGCUGAAAGAAGCGAAUUUCGCGCUAAUGAACGAUCUGCAAAACAGCGUGGAUCAGGGUCAAGAACUGAGGAUGAGGAUCUCGGAGUUGGAAAGCAUUUUGGAAGAGAUGAGACAAUUUUAUCAGGAAAGGGAAGUCAAAGCGGAAAGUACUAGGCAACAGCAGACGAAAUUGAUAGAUUAUUUACAGUUCAAGCUCGAGGAAUGUAGAAAAAAGAAGAAGACAGUGUGCGACAAGAUUCUUGGUACUAAACAGAAGGAAAAUGUACCUCCAAGUGGAACUGGAAUGCCCGUUGGCUACCGAGAGUUAGAGAACCAGUUAGCCAAAGAGCGAGCAAAGGUUAAAACGCUGACCGAUCAACUGUUAGCAUUGAAAGCCAUGCACGCUUCUGUAUCUGCUCCGACAUCCCCCACAGCACCUCAAACGAAGAGUCCAUGCGCAAUAGAUCAGCCGAACAACUCGUUGUCCAGGCGUGUGUCACCUCAAAGAAUGGGUCACAAUAUUCCCCAUAGAUUUGAUGUUGGUUUGCCGAUGCGAGCAGGGAAAUGCUCUGCGUGUCUAGACUCGAUUCAGUUUGGCAAACGAGCUGCCAUUUGCAAUGAGUGUCAAGUGAUGACACACUUGAAAUGCGCUGUCACCGUUCCUGCCACCUGUGGUUUACCCGGAGGCUUCGCCAAGCAGUUUGGUAAGAGUUGGAGGAACAGUGAAGAAAGUUUGUCCUCCAUUUCUGGAAGUGUUCAAACUUUGGCCAUCGAUCAACCGGAUAAACCUGAUACAGACGAGUGCGUCGUUCCAGCUAAGAAAGACAGUCACGUCACCAUGGAAGGAUGGGUAAAGAUUCCAGAGCGUUCGAAAACCUGCUGGGAAAGGAAAUACCUCAGAUUAGAAGACACUCGUUUAUGUACCUACGAGCACCAACCUACUGUUGGAAUGGCUCCUGUGAAUCGUUUGGAAUUAAUCGAGAAUGAGGGAUUCACCGUGUCGGACAAUGUACAGCAACCAGACGUGAUGGGAACGGCGAAGUCAGACCUGUCGUUUAUAUUUAGGAUAGAAUCGAAUUCGUCGACCACCUGUUGGCCCACGUCGCGUUUGGAUGUAAUGGCUCUGAGCCAAACCGAUAAGAAAAAUUGGCUGAAAGCACUUAAAUCUGUUACUAGUCAAAGAUAUUCAAAUUGUCGUAAAGGCGAAAGAUAUUCAACUAUACUAAGACUAGAAAAGAAUCAAUUGGACUUAAAUUGCGCUGUUGCUUUAACCGAAGAAAAUAUUUUAUUAUUGGGCGCUGAAGAGGGUCUGUUUUCUUAUUGUGGUGCAAAGUCGCGGACACUCACGGCAAUCAGAGGGGUCAAGAGAGUGCACCAAUUGACUCUGCACCCCCACUUAGACAUAGCUUUAAUGAUAGCUGGUGAAAAUAGACAAUUAGUAUCUUGUAGUUUAAGGCAACUAAAAAGCAACGCGGUGGCUGCUGAGUGCUCUAGACCAGCGAUCACUACCAAACCAGUUCUAACUGGCACUGAUAGCUGCCACCUGUAUCAGUUGCACGAAGAUAUGCUCUGCGCUGCAACUGCAUCUCAUGUAAUAUUACUCAAAUGGUACAAUGAAGAGGACAGCGGGGAAUUUGUUGGCGUUCGUGAGCUGGAGACUCACGAGCCAUGCAGUUGUGCUAUAUUUACUCGAAACGUCCUCAUAGUGGGGUGCAAUAAAUUUUUCCAGAUCGAUCUUAAAAAUUACACUGUCGAUGAAUUCCCUGAGGAAGACGAUAGUUCAGUAAAAGCUGCGUUGACUGGAGUAGCCAAGCUAGGCAUUUUUCCAGUAUGCGUUCUAAACGUAUCGCUUGUACCUGGAAAGGUAGAGCUAUUACUCUGCUAUAACGAGUUUGGUAUGUUCGUAAAUGAAAGCGGCCAGAGAACUCGAGCCGUUGAUCCUUCGUGGAACCAUUUGCCGUUUGCUUUCGCCUUUCGCAAACCCUACCUAUUCAUUAUUCACUUCUCCUCCGUGGAAAUCAUGAAACUGACUCACGACUCGUAUACCACGCCAACGAAAAAUCCAGAGCGAACCUUAAUCGAAUUGAGCAGUCUUCGUUAUUUAGGGGUGGCAGGAUCCAAAGGAAUUUACUUGGCUACGGUGAACUCUUUCUUGGAACUACUGAAGGUGAACGGUCAUUUGAAUCUACCGGAAUCGAAUGGCAGCCUCACUAGUCUGGAUACCUUGGAUCAAGAUGAUGAAAGCAGUUCAGAGUUUAGUUUCACGUCGAGCUUAAUGGAAGCACUGGACGGCCAGGGGAAAAAAGUACAUUUCGCCGGCGUUCACAAAUAUGAAUUCCAAAAAGAAUCGAGAGAAAGACUGCAUUUGUUUGAUGAUCGUACAAGUCAUUUACCAAGACUAAGGACCGAUCAAGAGAAGAAAACAAAGAUGUCCAACACACGCGACGUGGAGUCAUCGUGCUACGUUGCACCGGAACCUGGCGAAGAGGUGGUCAUCACCGGUAUCUCUGGUCGUUUCCCGGAGAGCAACAACGUGCAGCAGCUGAAGGAGAACCUGAUGAACAAGGUCGACAUGGUCACCGAUAACUAUACACGGUGGCGACUAGAUCACGCCGAGAUACCCCGGGACGGUGGCAAGGUGUCCGAUCUGUUCAAGUUCGAUGCCAUAUUCUUCGGUGUCCACUACAAACAGGCGCACACCCUGGACCCCAUGUGCAGGAUGCUGUUGGAGCAUUCGUUCGAGGCCAUCCUUGACGCGGGGAUGAAUCCCAGACAGCUGCGUGGGACCAACACGGCCGUCAUCAUCGGAUCCUGCAUCAGCGAGUCGGAGAAGACUUGGUUUUAUGAGAAACUGCAGGCGAAUGGUUUUGGUAUCACCGGAUGCAGCAGAGCCAUGCUGGCGAACAGGAUCUCCUACUUCUUCGGAUUACACGGGCCAUCCUACGCGAUCGACACGGCUUGUAGUUCUAGUUUGGUCGCAUUGGAUCAGGCUUAUAGACUGAUACGGACUGGAGUCUGCGAUCAGGUGAUCGUAGGCGGCUCGAAUCUUUGUCUGCAUCCCUACGUAUCCCUGCAGUUCUCGCGUCUCGGUGUCUUGGCGACGGACUGUCGUUGCAAGUCGUUUGAUGCCAAAGCGAACGGCUACGUGCGUAGCGAGGCAGUUAGCGUGAUCUUUCUUCAGAAGGCGAAGAAUGCCAGGCGAAUUUAUGCGUCGGUGGUCUACACGAAAUCGAACUGCGACGGAUACAAGGAGCAGGGGAUUACGUUCCCGGCUAGGGAUAUACAGAAGAUGCUGUUGGAGGACUUCUACAAGGAAUGUAAGCUCUCCCCGACUAUCUUGUCCUAUCUGGAGGCGCACGGGACUGGGACUAGUAUCGGCGACCCUGAGGAGCUGAACGCCAUCGAGCAAGUUUUCGUCAAGAAUAGAACCACUCCGCUCAGGAUUGGUUCCGUCAAGUCUAACCUGGGGCACACUGAGCCUGCCAGUGGUAUUUGCUCUGUAGCCAAAAUUAUAAUCGCUAUGGAGUCCGGCUUGAUUCCGCCCAACAUGCACUUCCAGAGCCCCGUCAAGGGUAUUAAGAGCUUCGAAGAGGGAAUGCUCAAGGUCGUAACGGAACCAACCCCGUGGGAGGGUGGUUUCGUGGGUAUUAACUCGUUCGGUUUCGGUGGUGCGAAUGCCCACAUUCUAUUGAAGUCUCAUAACAAGGAGAAGGUGAAUAACGGCGCACCUUCCGACGAUCUGCCCAGGCUUGUUGCAUUGUCAGGCCGUCACGAAGAAGCUGUGGAAACACUUCUAAAUUAUGUGGAGAGUAUGCCGGUCGACGUGGAAUUCAUUCGAUUGUUGCACGAGAUUCAUGCAGAGAAUAUAGCCGGUAAUUUGUUCAGAGGAUACACUAUUGUCGGGUCGAAGAUAUCCGAGACACCGACUAAAGAGAUUCAGGAGUACUCUGGCAUGAAAAAACCUGUGUGGUUCGUUUUCUCUGGAAUGGGAUCCCAGUGGGCUGGCAUGGGCGAAUCCCUGAUGAGAUUCCCUACCUUCGUCAAGGCUAUCCAGAAAUGCGACGCGGCUCUAAAACCCUUUGGCAUGGACAUCGUCGACAUUAUCACGAACAAGGACAAGAAAACUUUUGACAAUAUUGUGAACUCUUUUGUGGGAAUCGCCGCGAUACAGAUCGGUCUGGUGGAUCUUCUGGCGUCCAUUGGCGUCGUGCCGGACAACAUAAUUGGCCAUUCUGUCGGUGAACUGGGCUGCGCUUACGCCGAUGGUUGCUUCAGCGCUGAACAAAUGGUCCUCGCGGCUUAUUCCAGAGGUCUGGCGUCUAUCGAGACCAAAAUGAUCCGGGGAUCUAUGGCAGCGGUCGGCAUGGGCUACGAUAAUAUUAAGGACCUCUGUCCACCAGAUAUAGAAGUGGCUUGUCACAACGGCCCGGACAGUUCUACUAUCAGUGGCCCGGCAGAGUCUAUGAAGAAGUUUGUGACUGAGCUACAGGCCAGUAAGAUCUUCGCGAAGGAGGUACCGUGUAGCAAUAUUGCCUAUCACAGCCGCUACAUUGCGGAGGCUGGACCAAAGCUCCUGGCGUAUCUGAAGAAAGUGAUCCCUAAUCCAAAACCGCGCAGCCCCAAGUGGUUGAGUACUUCUGUGGCUCAGAGCCAGUGGUCUGCCCCAGCAGCACAACUCUCCUCGGCAGAAUAUCACACGAACAACCUCUUAAACUCUGUCUUGUUCGCGGAAACUGCCACGAUGAUUCCUGAAAACGCCAUAACCAUCGAGAUCGCUCCUCAUGGUCUCCUCCAGGCAAUUUUGAAGAGAUCGCUGGAUCCAAAUGUGAUAAACGUUCCUCUAACGUUGCGAGGCCACAGGGACAAUGCCGAAUACUUCCUGCAGGCUCUCGGAAAGCUGUACAAUGCAGGCAUCCAGUUGCAGCUGGCCAACAUCUAUCCGCCUGUCGAGUUUCCUGUUAGCCGUAGCACACCAAUGAUCUCGCCUCUUAUCAGAUGGGAGCACUCGACGGAUUGGUUCGUACCGGUUUACUCGCAGCGUCAGAAGAUCACCACGUCGGAGAGAAUCCUGGAUAUCUUCCAGAAGGAUGAGAAUUACGAGUAUAUCGUUCAUCAUGUAAUCGAUGGAAGAAAUCUGAUCCCAGCCACAGGAUACCUUAUUAUGGCCUGGGAAACGGUUAGCCAGCUACAGGGCAAGCUGUUGGACGAGGUGUCCGUCGUCUUUGAAGACGUCAAGUUCGAACGCGCGACCACUUUGCCUAAAGACGGCACCGUCCAGCUAACAGUCAUGGUUCAAAGAGGGUCUGGCAAGUUCGAGAUAUCUGAGGGGACCACGACCGUGGUGUCCGGAACAAUUCGAACGACGAACAAUCCCGCACAAGAGAUGAUCGCUGCUGAGCUUCUGCCGGAAAUCGACGACGAGGAAGUCUUGAACAACAACGAUAUCUACACGGAACUGAAACUACGCGGCUACGACUACACAGGGAUAUUCAGAGGAUUGGAAAGCUCCUCCAUCAAAGGAACAAAGGGUCGCAUAAAAUGGAGCAAGAACUGGGCCGCUUAUCUGGAUAACAUGAUGCAGAUCAAACUGUUGGGUCUAGACACCAGAGCUCUGUAUGUGCCCACGGCUAUAAGAAAGAUGGUGGUGGACGCCAAGUAUCAUACCGACAAGGUUCGGAAUUUUGGCGAAGAGAGCAUCGAUAUACCGGUUUACAUGUACACUGAGUACGACGCUAUAAUCUCCGGAGGUGUGGAAAUCCGUGGUCUCAAAGCAAACGCUAUACAGCGGCGCAAGAUAAUGGCGGAUCCUGUUCUUGAAGAGUAUAAAUUCGUAGCUAACCGGGACAAGGCGGAGACCAACCCCGAGGAGAUGGUUAUAUUAUCUUCCCAAGUGGCAUUGGAAAGCAGCCUGCUGACGACUCCGAAGAUCGUGGAAUUAAUUGAUCGCGACGACAAUUUGUCCACCGAGGAAGUGCUCACGCCUACUAUCCUGAAAGUAUUAGGCGAUCUACCCAUGAUUCGACCAAAGAUGAUGUUAGCCGCGACCUCUGGCAGAUACGAAAAUCUGUCAGAUCUCGACAAGAUUACUGUAGUAGAACCGAACAAACUGCCAGAAGACGGAUCCGUUCUCAUGGCUGUCACUUACGACAUUCUAACAGAAAAGAGGCAACACUAUCUCGACCAGCUCAUGAUGUCCAUCGUUGACGACGGGUAUAUUUUGACUAGGGAGACCACAGUCAACAAUGACACAUAUUUGUACCUUCGAGAAUACGAGCUGAAUGUUGUGUUGGAAAAGAGCUAUAAGGGCCAGAAAUUAUUGCUCCUAAAGAGGCAGGAGAAACCUCCUAGAAACACAGAAGUCGUUUAUGUGAACAACAAUGAAUUCAGCUGGCUGAACAAGGUAAAAGAAGUGCUGCAGGCCCAGGAGGGGAAGAAAACAAACGAAAGAGACACAAGAUUGGUCGUAGUCGCUGAAGGGGAUCUAGAGAAUGGGGCUUUGGGUAUGGUCAAGUGUCUGAGAAGAGAACCCUGUGGCGAAAUUGUGAAGACCGUGAUCAUACAGGAUUUGAACGCACCCAAAUUCUCGUUGGAUGACCCAUUCUAUUCCGAGCAGAUUAAUAUUGACAUUGGCAUUAAUAUUUUACGCCCGGGAAAAGUUUGGGGCACUUACAGACAUUUGCCACUACCACCUCCGAAGCCUGUUCCGUUGCCCCAUGGUUUUGUAAAUAUAAAGGUCAGAGGUGAUCUGAGUUCCCUUCAGUGGACCGAGGGCAAUAUAAAACCAGAUCCCAGCAACGAGAAUCUUGUGAAGGUAGUCUACGCUUCUUUGAACUUCCGAGAUGUGAUGUUGGCAACCGGUAAACUAAUGCCUGAAGCCAUCACGAAAAGUAGAGAACUGAACGAGUGCCUAAUCGGAUUCGAGUUUACGGGAAUAGACACCAACGGCCGAAGAGUGAUGGGCUUUGCUCAAAGCAGGUCUCUAUCGAAUCUUCUCAUUCCGUUGAAGCACAACAUGUGGACUAUACCAGAUAAAUGGUCCUUAGAGGAUGCAGCGACUAUUCCCAGUGCAUACUUCACUGUAUUUUAUGCAUUCUACUUCUUCGGUAAACUAAAGAAAGGUGAGAAGAUACUGAUUCACGCUGGCAGUGGUGCUGUUGGUCAAGCUGCUAUCAAUGUGGCCCUCUCCGAGGACUGUGAGGUCUUUACCACUGUUGGAACGCCAGAAAAGAGGAGGUUCAUCAGAGAAACGUUCCCCAGUAUCGCUGAUGAUCAUAUCGGUAACUCGAGAGAUGUUAGUUUCGAGCAAAUGAUAAUGAAACAGACUCACGGCGAAGGUGUGGACAUUGUUUUGAACUCGCUGGCCGAGGACAAGCUGCAGGCUUCCGUUCGGUGUUUAAAAUACCGGGGCCGUUUCCUGGAAAUUGGUAAAUUCGAUAUGGCGGCGAACAAUACGCUAGGACUGGAAAUCUUCUUAAAAGAAAUCAGUUUCCACGGAGUCAUGAUGGACACCAUGAUUAGCGGACUUCAUCCUGAUAUUCAAUCACAAAUCCACGAAUUCAUCGACUUGAAAUUAAAGAGCAAGUGCAUAAAACCUUUGGUCAGAAAAUGCUUUGAGAAGCACGAGGUGGAGGCUGCUUUUAAGUACAUGGCUUCUGCGAAGCACAUAGGAAAGAUUCUAAUUAGAGUGAGGGAUGAGAAGGAGCCCUUGACCAUGCCAGUGCUUGGCUACCCACGGUUUCACGCUGCUCCAGACAAAAGUUACGUCAUUGUUGGUGGCUUGGGUGGCCUUGGACUAGAGAUGGCCGACUGGUUAGUCAUCCGUGGUGCCAAAAAUCUGGUGAUUGUUUCUCGCAAUGGUAUCAAGACUGGGUAUCAGCGGAUGAGGACGGACAUUUGGAAAUCCUACGGUGUGAAAGUCCUCAUCAUUUCCGGCGUGGACGCGUCGAAGCGAGAAGACUGCGAGUUCAUUUUGAGGUCCGCGGAGAAACAAGCGCCAGUGGACGGUGUCUUCAACCUGGCUGCACUUUUGAAGGAUUCUCUGUGCAUAUACCAGACGGAGGAGAGCUUCGAGGAAAGUAUGAAAUCCAAAGCAGGCAUCACCAAGCAGUUGGACUUGCUCACAAGGACGAUCUGCCCAAAGCUUCGACACUUUGUCGUGUUCUCCUCCAUCUCCUGCGGAAGAGGAAACUCUGGUCAGACUAAUUAUGGCAUGGGCAAUUCAGUGUUAGAGAGAAUUUGCGAGAGAAGAGUGGAAGAAGGUCUGCCGGGCAUGGCUAUCGAAUGGGGAGCCGUGGGAGAAGUUGGCCUGGUUGCUAAACUCCUUGAGGACAAGAAAGAACUCGUAGUCGGUGGAACCUUGCAGCAAAGGAUAUCCUCGUGUCUAGAAGAGCUGGACAAGUUUCUCUGCCAGAACCGCCCCAUUGUGGCUAGCAUGCUGGUAGCGGAGAAACGGCCUAGCGCCAGUGAAGCCAGUACUGUUCUGGAGGCAGUAAUGUAUAUUAUGAGCAUCAAAGAUCUGAAAAACGUUAGCCAGAGCGCUUCCCUAGCUGAUCUUGGUAUGGAUUCUAUGAUGGCCGUGGAGAUAAAGCAAACGCUGGAACGCGAUUUCGAAGUGUUCUUGACCGCCCAGGACAUUCGAGUUUUGAAUGUAGCCAAGCUGGUAGAGAUGUCCGCGAAAGACUCUAAAAAGCAAACCAAGCAGGUCACGAAAGCAACCAUAAAGACGGAGCAGCUGGUUGGCAUGCAAUUACUGAUGAGGACGAUGAACGUUGCUAUUUUGAGCACCAAUUACUGCGUUGAUCUACUGGUGAAACACAAAGAAAAACAGAAUGAAAUAUUCUUUAUUCCUGGUAUCGAGGGAAGCGCCUCAAUUUUUACACCAUUGGCAUCUGAAUUGAAAUCUCCGGCUUGUUGCUUACAGAUGGGAAUAUAUGAUACAGGACUUACUUUGGAAGAGAUGGCAGACCGUCUUUUACCGUAUGUUUUAGAAAGGAGUAAACAGCGAAGAGACUUCACAAUAGUUGGAUAUUCAUACGGUUCGAUAAUAGCUAUUGAACUGGUGAGGAGAUUGGAAUCUCGUGGCUAUGUCGGUCACCUAAUUCUUUUGGACGGGUCGCCUGAUUAUAUGAAGGCCAUAAAAUUACAACAGCUCUUCGCCACGACAGAGGAAACCUUCCAGAAUAAUCUCCUGAUUGGCAUAUUGGCUGUUACCAAUUCGCCCUCCUUAACCGAGUUCAAAAUGGAGUUGAACAAGUGCACCACCUGGGAAGAGAAGCUGGAGAAGCUUACCGUUUAUACACCACCUGAUGUUGCCAAAGUUUACACACCUGAGGCACAGAAAUCCAUCGCCACGUUUAUAUACAAACGCUUACAGGUUUUAGACGAAUAUGACUGUAACUCUAUGACCCCGCUGAGAACACCCAUCAUGUUAUUGAAGCCGACGUUACCGGCCAUGCAAAUGCCUGAUGAGGCUUACGGAUUGCGUAAGUUGACUUAUGGAAGGGUGACGGUAGCUGAGGUAGAGGGCAACCAUAUUACCAUGCUUGAUAACAAGAGAAGCGCAGCAGUGAUUAACGGAGACCCGGUAGAAGACGAAAAAGUAUUUAAAGAGAGCCUGAAUCUUAUGUCCACCGACUUAGAGGUACAGGUAAAGAACGUGGCCAUAAUGAGAACAUAGUGAAAGGACUACAGCAUUCCAUGUUUAUCAAUUAAGAGCUAAUCGUUUACUUGUAAUUUUUGAACCGGUCGUGAAUAAAUGAAGAAUAUCAUUGUUCAUGAAA